Messenger RNA from Mytilus trossulus (common blue mussel), 7913 nucleotides. RefSeq lists its product as uncharacterized. Bases 270 to 6293 code for a protein of 2007 amino acids. The transcript has 3 exons. The record is from RefSeq and is a predicted model, not a curated record. NCBI's taxonomy places the organism in Eukaryota, Metazoa, Mollusca, Bivalvia, Mytilida, Mytilidae.
CACCACUAUUAUAUAAAUACAUCUUUUAAAUCAUGGUUUAACCUCAUACGGUAGAUAUUUAUCAAGGAAAUCCUUUUACAGAGGAAGAUAUUAUUCGAAAGGAAACGCACCUUGAAAAAUAUAUUUAAAAGGAAGAAAUAAUAAUUGAUUAAUCUACGAUAAAUAUUGUGUUAUAAUACAAGGAUCGCCACUGUUGGGGAUUAAAAAGACGAAAUGCGCAUUUGGCGCGGAAAGUUAUAAUUUUGCUUUGGUUGAAGACACAAAGAAAGAUGUACCAAUCAAAAGAUCAAAGAAAGCAAGAACAUUCUAAAUGUAAGAGAAUCAUAACGGACGACACGCAGCGUUUUAAUAUGGCGGGAAAGUGCGAGAAUAAACAUAGGAAUAAAGCAGACGUUAUCAGAACUAAUACAGAAAAAGUUACAAUGAAACGACAUCCAGAAUGCAAGAAAUCAGAGAGUAAUAGAGACAAGACAAACAGAGACAAAAGAGAUUUAGAUAAAUUGAAAUUAAGUGCAAAGCAUUCUCGGAAAAGGUCAUAUAGGAUUAUUUCAUUGGCGGACAUGUGUACGAAGACUAUUCUUAUGAAGGCAAGCUCAGAACCGUAUACAGAAAUUCUGGUCAAUAUACAAAUAGAUAAAACUAUUUUACUGAAAGACAAUUACUGUCAGGAUGCCAAGACAGUAAAUGUUAGGGACAGUAUCAGUAGCAUUGAUGAUUAUUUGUUAAACCGAAAGACUGACAAUAACUUCUUAUGUCAGAAAACAAAAUGGACGGACAAAUCAAAAAGUUCGGUUACGGAUAUUUCGGCACCGAAAAGCUUGACUGUAGAUCACAAAGGUAAACAUUUGAAUAAAUGUGAAAAAUCAACGAAACUAGAUAGUCAUUCAAUUAGUAAUGAUAAAAAAUCUCUCAGGGAUACAGAAAGUUUUUCAAAGAGAUCUCAUAAAGUGCAUAAUACUUCGGGCAAUAGCAAUGUCAGGUCUCAGGAAUCUAAAAGCAAUUGUGGACAGACGUUACUGAAAUCUCAGGAAUCAAAUAGCAAUUGUGGACGGACUUUGCUAAAAUCACAAGAUUCAAAUAGCAAUUGUGGACGAACUUUGCUAAAAUCACAAGAUUCAAAUAGCAAUUGCGGACGGACUUUGCUGAAAUCUCAAAACUCCAUAAGCAAAUGUGAAAGAAUAUUACUGAAAUCUCAGGAAGUCUUUACUGAAUCUGAUCGAAAUAUUUUUGCCGUGUUAGGCGCAAAAGCACUCGGGGAGGCAGAUAAAUUGACAGAAACUACCAAAUUUAAAACAGAACCAGUUGAUAUCUCUUAUGAAAAUUCGACUUCAUUGCCUACACGUAGUCCGUCGUCCGAAAAUAAGUCGGAAAAAUGGACAGAAAAAAUAAAGGUUAAAACUGAAUCAAUUGAUAAUUCGUAUGGCAAUUUAAAUUCAUUGACAAGUCCGUCUAUUAAUAAAUCACAUUUCGAACUCCGUAUCGAAACAACUCAGGAACAUUGUUCAAAGGGGUCAGCUAGUCCAUUACGCCAAACUGCUGAGAAAAAUGAAAAUGACGUUACUUCUGAUUACGAAGGAUCGUCGACUGGUCUCCCCUCAGAAGACGAAGAUAUAAAAGAAGAAGCUUUAGAGCCAAAGAAAUGCAGUUCUUUGCAGACUAACAUACAGCCAGAAUUUGAUGAAGACCUUCCAAUGUUAAUCAGUCCUCAAAGAAACAAGAUGAAGUUAGAAGAAAAGACUACGUGUGCAGAAAUGAAAACCUCAAAAGACAGUCCACCAAAAGAUUCAAAGAGAAUUUCAAAUAAUUUGAAAAUAACAGAAAAGAAAGAAUCAGACGACACUAGACGGAGCGGUUCAAAUGACAGAAUAAGGACAAAAGAAUGUACAACAUUAUCGAAAAAAGUAGUUCAUGAAAAACGUAAAAGUGAUGAUUUAAAAUCAAUCAAGACAUUGAGCUUUGACUCAUCAAAGACGAAUUUAGAUACUAAUUCCGGAAGCACAAGAUUAACACAGAAAGAUUAUUCCAGCGAAAAGAUAAAACAUUCUGAAAAAAGUAAGCCGCCAAAAACUAGACACAAUUCUACAAAAAAUGAUACGAAGAAUUUGCCUAGUAGACAGAUAAGUGUAGAGAAAGAUUCGAGUACCAAAUCAAACGUGACUUUAGAAGAUACUGUUAGUAAACACGACAUUAAAACACAACGUGAACUCUUCAAACCCGAUGCAGAUGCUCAUUUGAAGUAUAAACACAACAUUAAGUCAAAAGAAAUAGAAUGUAAAAUGCAGGCUGUUGCAGUUGAUAUUUUCAAGCUUGCGAAUGAAUUUCAAAAAGUGAAAACGUCAUACUCAGAAACAACAAAAACCGAACCGGAGACUAUAAGAUUAGAUGCAAUCGUGUUAGAUAAGUGCAAAGAUAAAACUUUGUCGAAAAAUGAUGUUGACAAAGCAGUUAGCAUAAAGAGUAAAUCAAUUAUUUCAGACGUCCAAAAUAAAAUGAAAAUAUCAACUUUGAUAGAUGAAUGCAAGAGAAACGCACCUACUCAUGAAAACAAGACCAAUGAGAUAGCACGAUCUAAAAGCUCUGACAAGUCAAGUAUAUAUAAGAAUUUAAACAAGGAUGAGCGGAACGGAGAAAGAAAAGUAGAUUCUAAUCAUAGACUUACAAAUUCACGUGAUCACAACAGGGAUGAUAAAGUUAUAAGUGAAAGAAGUCGAAAGCAUGAUGUAAGAUACAAUGGUCGAAGAUGCGACGAAAAGUAUGAUUGUCGAAGGUACGAUGAAGUAAAAAUGCAAAGAUGCAACGGAAAUAGUAGAUAUGCUAAAAGAGAUUGUUUACGAGCUGAUGAUGCAACAAGACUUGUUGGAAGGAUUGGAAGUGGUACAUUUGAUAAAGAUGCAAUUUAUAAACCUUAUGAAUCAGAAACACGGAUCCGCAUGUCUACUGAAAGAGAUGAAAAGAAAAUCUUAGGUAAUGAGGAAAUGCAAAGCAGUCAAAAACAAAAUGAAAGAAAUGAAAAUCCAUCUUCUUUAAUACCAAUAAACAAUAAUGAAGAUAUAAACCAGCAGGAAAGUGAUUCUAUUGAAGCAGUUUGUCAGAAAUCGACUGAUGAAUCAAAAGAAUGGAAAUGUUCAGAAAAUUAUUUGCAAACAAAUUAUGGAAAAAGUAUUAAAACAAACGUUUCUGUAGAAGAAAAUCAUCCAUCAGGGGAAAGCGUACUUGUUUCGAUUGCCCCUCCAAAGGAAGGCGAGGAGAUUUCAAAAGAUUCAAUAACAAAUUUAGCUUCAAACGAAAAUUUCAUCUCCUUGGAUGGUAUUGGACACGAAUCAGACCUAGCAUCAACUAAUCUCACAGAAGAGGAAGACAUGAUGUUUGAUAUGAGCGAAUCACAUGGACUUGCUUCAGAUAGAUCUGAUACUAAUGAAUUUUUCGGAGACCACGACACACGGCUAUCUACUAUGUCUGAUAAUAGUUCUUUGCAGCAAAGCAACAAUCAACCGCUUGACACACAUUUGAUUACAAAUAGUAAAAUUACUCUUGAAACCGUUAAUAAGGCAAUGAAAAGCAUCAAUCAGACUUUGGUAACUGUUUCAACGAGCAUUCAAACGCAUGAAGACGCGUUACCCAACCAAACCAAUCUUAAAAAUGUCAGUAUACCUUACAAUGAUACAGCGACGACUCAUUUCAGCAAAUCGACUAAACGGUCAACAUUUGACACUCAUAAUAUAAAAGAAUCUUCAUUGGAAAACCCAAUUAAAAAGAAAACAUUGCUACCAACGCCUACCAAUAGUGAACAAAACAAUGAACAAUUAAUUAGAUUACAACAUACCGUCAACAAACCAAAUACAAGUCGUCAAAUGAAUGCAAGUAGUAAGUGGGCAAUGAUAAAACCUACGCUAUUGCCAAAGGAAGAAAUUCAAGAUUUAUCCCUAAAGGAAGAAAUUCAAGAUAUACCACCAAAAGCAGAAAUUCAAGAUUUAUCACCAACGGAAGAACCUCAUGUACCAAAGUCUAUUUGUAUCUCCACUUCCGUAGAUGUUGCACAAGAUAUUUGUACAGUGAUAUCUGAUGAUAUUGUUUCAAAUCCAGACAGUGAUACAGCGCCGAAAAAAGAAGUACCGAAGCAUCUUGUCAAAUUUUCUGACGUUAGUGUUGUGAAUAUUGCAAAUUCUGAGAAUCCAAUACCGGUGUUAGUUGAUACCACAACCCCUACCGAUAAUGCACAAACAGUUCUUGAUAAUAUCAUAAUGAAGAAUACAAACCCUGUUGAUAUAAAAAAAAUUGACAACAAUACAGAGCAGGCUGGUAUUGUGAUAUCUGACAAAAAUACACAGAAACAUAUUUGUACAACAACGUCCUAUACGAAUGUACCGAAACCCCUUGGUAACGCGACUUACAAUGAAGAUGCACAUAAAACUGAUUGUGCGACGACGACCGUUCAAAAGACUUUUGAAAUAACAAUUUUAGACAAAAAUAAUACAUCAACUUCCGUGUGCAUUCAAAAAUACAAAAAGGAUGUAAUAACUGGAACACGUAAGGUAUCUGCUACCUUCCGUAAUAUUUGUAACAAACCCACUGAGAACGAUGCACUGACGUCUGAUCAAACAUCAACUUCUAACAAUGACGUACCCAAACGUGUGUAUACUGAAACAAACGAUGAAGAUGUGAAGAAAAACACAACGUUAACUAGCUUGUCUUCCGUCGAUUUACAGACACAUGCUUCUGAAAUAACUAACAAUGAAGGACAAAAGACACAGUGUAGUUUGAAAAGUGAAAAAUAUUUAACGGAACCUUUUAUUGUCGUAACUUCUUCAAAUAAACCGGCAUCCACCAUUUUAAAUGAAAAUGUAACUGAUGUAACUCUCAGCUCAAUAUCAGUGAAUGAUCUUAAAAAUGCAACACCGACUUCUGUAGCAUCAGAAACAUCUACCGACAAUAUGUCAUGUAGUAGUGACAUUCAGAAACAAGUAUGCAUAACAGCAAAUACUUCGCUGACCUCAUCAAAAUCUGGAAUCGUGGUUAAACAAGGAAAAAAUGAUGAAAAAGAUCCAGCAAAUAAUAAAAAGGAAGAUAAUGACGUAGUAGACCUCCUAGCUGAACACAUUCCGAAACAAUCUCUCCAUGAAAACAAAAGGAAAAUCAAACUUUUGACAAAAACUUGUAUCUUAUCGAAAAAAGUGAAAAUUAUACGUUCAACAAAAAAUCGACAAAGAAUUAGACCAAAAAUGAGUCCAGCAAAACGAAAUAUAGUUACUGAUGCUAGUGAUAACAUUUCUGUCACCAUUAAAAACGAGGAAAAAGAAAAGAACGAUGUUAGACAAAGCAAGACUGAUACGGAUGGAAAUAUAGAAGUUAAGAAAAAAGAUAGCGUAGUGAUAGAUCUUACCGACGAAGAAAGUCCGAAAAAAUCAAAUAACUGUAAGAGAAAGAUAGAUUUAGAACCAGCAAGCGAAUCUAAAGACAGCAAACGUGGACGAAUUGAACAAAACAAAAGAAAAAUCAAAUCAAAAGUUACUAUAGCAAAACAAAAUGAAAUUGCAAAUCGUACUGAUGGCACCGGUCCGAAACAGAUGCGAGACCGAAACGAUACUGAUAAAAGAACUACCGAAAGUAAGAGAAAUUCAAAAUAUGACUCCGAACGCAAUUAUUACAAACGCAAUGAGGAAACGAAUAGAGAUUCUAACUAUCGUACAAGAAAUAAAAGAUCUAGCAGUAAAGAGUAUGGAAGAACAUAUGAAAGUGCAGAAUACGAUAGAAACUUUCAAAGGAAAAGAAAGUACGCUAAUGAACACGAAGUGCCAUCACAACCUAUGAUGAACCAACAACCAAUGAAUGAUAUUUCUUACGUAGGACUAAAAGUUGAACCAACAACUGCACAUGCGCGAUGUUUUAAUGAGGUUGUAGGAUAUGCAUAUGAUUUCAUGCGUGGAUACUGUGAUUACAAUGAAAUAUCAAGUCAAUACGUCACACCAGUUCGCCGAUUUCGAACAAAUCUAAUGCGACAAUUAAAAGCUACUUUUGAUCGAUAUUUUUACGGACCAAAUAAUCCGUAUGAUCCGAUUUAUUCACUGACAGGUCCUCAGCCACGAUUCCGAAAUGAAGAUAUUAUGAUCAGAACAAUUUUACACACCAUUAAAAAGCCACAUAUUCGUCGCGGCACAGAUUGUCAUAGUUGUCAGUUUGAUGAUGUCAUAGGUUACGAAGGUUAUAAAAUUCCAUGCUUUUGGGUAAAAGUUGAAUUUCGUGAGGGUGAAUUUUUACGUGCAUUACCAAUACUUAAUCGUUCCUAUGCAUAUUGACAUUAACACAACUGAUCUAUUGUCUGUCUUUGUUCUUUGUGAUUUAUGAUAAACAUAUGUUGCUUGAAUAAAGUUUAUGUCUUUUGAUUAUUGUAAUGUCGAGAAUUGGACGAGAAAAAGUUCGAUUUGUAUUGUGAAGAUAUUUGAAAACAUUUUAUACGAUAUUGUUAUCAUUUCUAUGUUAUUCCUUAUAGUGUAAACGACAAACUGGACAUGUUUUAAUUUGAAUGUUUUAUAUUUUUAUUAAUAAUUGACGAUUGUACAUCACCAUAGAUACGUAAAUUGAAGGUUUAGUUUAGAAUGUCCAUCGACACUUUACUGUUAUUAAUUUAACAUGGAAUAUACAUGCAUACCUAUUUUUCUGAGAAAACUGGUAUCAACAUAGGCCUAUGAACAAACAUAAAAAGUUUCAACCAGAUAGUUAACUUUUAAAGCAUUUUAAAGUUUUACAUUUUUGUUUUGAUUAAACAUAUUUUAUUUCACAUUUUUUGUUCGAAAACGUAAAAAUUUCACUGAAGAUGAUUGCACAUUUUUAUUAUAAACUUCCAUCAUAUUUGUUUAUUCGAAUAUUCUCGUUUUCUUGCAUUACAAAUGAGCACAAGGAAAUUGGGAAAACGUUUGAUCUUCUUAUGUGCGUGAACGCUCAAACGUGUUUCUGUUGUUAGUUUUGCAUUGGCAGAUGUCCUAUGUAGCUCGACAUGGGCAGAUCAACGGUAUGUGGAAAAGAAUGGGCACGAAUUCUUUCGAAAUAGUAAAAUUAUUAUGCAUUAAUACCAAAAGUUAUGUAUUUUUUCAUAUAAAAGUUUAGUGUUCGCCCUAUCCAUACCACCGCUCGAUUUGAAUAGAACACUUGACAGUCAUGUACGAACAACAGAAACACGGGACCAAGAUUGACGAUGUUGAUAUUGGCUCGGAUAAUGUUUUUUCAUGAAUUGUAUAUGAUUAUACAUGAAACUUCUACAAUACAGUUUAAUAAGUAUUUUUACAUAAUAACAUGUCAUACAACUAUGUUUAGCAAGUUGACAAUGUUAGUCUGUCAAAUAAGGGGACGACCAUUUGAUUUUCUUUGAAUGUUGGUUACUUUCAUUUUUGAAAGAUAUAUCCUGGCUUAUUUAGAACUGAACAAAAUACGAAUCAGAAAUUUUGGAAAAGGGUGAAAACAAUUUGCACACAGUUAUGCCGUGUCAACUUAAUAAAUGAGAUGUCCUAGCAACAUAAAAAAAAUGGAUAUUCCAUUCGAGAAAAAAAAUCUCAUGCAGCCUCCUCCUAAAAGAGUAUCAAGUGGUCGGCCCUUUUUACAAUUUGUUAAUAUAUACAUUUAUACAUGCGUAUAAAUAUAGUGACAGCAGCAUAAUAUGCAGUGCAAGAGUAUUCAUGUUCCUUUUAUUUUUAUUGUCUUAAUUUUGCAUCUAAUACUAAGCAUUAUGACAUUCACUUGUAUAUCUACCAAUGUUUUGUCAGGGAAAUGUAAUUAUUGUUGACAGUUAAUUGUUUCUAUUUUGUUUAUCAUACCAUUAUGCCAAAUACCAUUUGUUGUUAUAAUUUGUUUGUUCUCAGGAAUUUUUAUAUAACUAUGUUUACAAUCAGUGCUAAUUAUUAAAAGAAAUUGCGAUAUAUACA